Molecule: messenger RNA, 2394 nt
Organism: Cetraspora pellucida
Lineage: Eukaryota; Fungi; Glomeromycota; Glomeromycetes; Diversisporales; Gigasporaceae
Source: the annotation of a GenBank genome assembly
AUGACAUCGAAUUCACCUGAAAUGUCUGAAAUAUAUGAUAGUAUCGUAAAUCCGGGAAUGAAAAUUGUUCUCUCAGAUCCUCCCCCCUCGCGUGAACCUAAUAAUUGGCUUUGUUGUAGUUAUGUAAAUUUAGACCCAAAUGAUUUUAUGGCACUAUAUAAACGUGCACUAACUCUUAUACAAAUAGAAAAUAAUGUAGCAGCUUUAGCAGAACGUGGGAUUACUUACUAUUGUCUUCGUAAAUUUUGUAAAGCACUUACGGACCUUAAUGAGGCAUUUAAACUAGGACCUGAUAAUGCACUUAUUUUACGAGGGCGGAAAUACAAUGAAGCACUUUUAGAUUUAAACAGAACAUUAGAAAUCAGUCCAAACGAUGUCUUGACGCUCAAAGUGCGUGGAAUGACGCACCUUUUUCUAAAUAAAUGUGAAAACGCGAUUUCUGAUUUUAACACAUUAUUGAAAAUAAAACCCCAUGAUUCCUGGACGCUAAGUAACCGUGCUGCAGCAUAUUCGAUUUUGGGCAGAUAUGAUGAUGCAAUUUUGGAUUUUAACAAAUCUCUAGAAGUUGAACCAAACAAUGCCAAAUGGUUGAAUAAUCGCGGAACGACAUAUAGGAUGUUAGGUAAAUAUGAUAAGGCGUUGUUAGACAUCAACAGAUCACUUGAAAUUGAUCCCGACAAUGCUGCAAUACUAAAUAAUCGUGGAACAACUUAUAUGAAGAUGGGUAAAUUUAAUGAAGGACGUUAUGACAUUAAUAGAUCCCUUGAAAUUGGACGAAAUUGUGAAAAUAUUCAAAUCAUUGGCAAAUAUGUUGAAGCAAUUUCAGAUUUUAAUAAAUUCUUAGAUAUAGAGCCGAAUAAUACCGAUGUGUUAGCCAGUCGUGGGACAAGCUAUUUGAAUAUGGGUAAAUUCGUCGAGGCAAUUUCAGAUUUAAAUAAAUUUUUGGAAAUAAAGCAUGACACCAAUAUAUUAACUAAUCGUGCGGUAUCCUAUGCAUAUAUGGGCAAUUAUAACGAAUCGAUAUUUGAUUUGAACAGAUUGUUGGGAAUAAAUCCUAAUAAUACUUCUGCAUUAAAAUUGCGUGGUAAAUGCUAUAUUAUUUUAGAUAACUUUAAUGGCGCACUUUCUGAUUUUAAUAGAAUACUAGAAAUAAUACCAAACGAUGCCUAUGCAUUAAUGUAUCGCGGAGUAAUUUAUAUAAAAUUAGGUAAACGCGAAGAGGCUCUUUCAAAUCUAAAUAAUUCACUGAAAAUAGAGCCAGUAUUAUGUGAACGUGGAGCAAUUUAUGUAAUAUUAGAUAAAUAUGAUAAUGCUAUAAAGGAUUUCGAUAAAAUACUGAAUGCAAAUUCAAGUAAUGUAGAAGCAUUAAUACGCCGCGGAGAAGCUUAUAAAAUGUCAAAUGAAUAUGAAAAGGCCCUUUUUGAUUUUGACAAAUCAUUAAAAUUAGAACCAAAUAAUACUUACGCAUUACGUGAUCGCGGAGAAACUUAUACAAUGCUAAAGGAAUAUGACAAGGCACUUUCAGAUUUUAGUAGUUGUCUGGAAUUAAGACCAAAAAAUGAUACUUGGAAUAUAUCAACAUUAUUUAAUCGGGCACGUAUAUACGGAAUAAUGGGUAGAUUUGAGGAGACACUUUCAGAUUAUGAUAAACUAUUGGUAUUAGCACCAAAAAAUUUUCUCGCUGCUACACUAAUGGAACGCGCAGGCAUUUACGAUAGAAUGGAUAGAUAUGAUGAAGCACUUUCAGAUUAUAGUAAGCUAUUGGCGUUGACGCCAAAAAAUCUUUACGUGUUGCUUAGACGUUCAGAAAUUUAUUUUAUGCUUGACAAACAUAUUGAAGCACUUUCAGAUGUAAAUAAAUCAUUAGAAAUAAAACAAAACAAUGUAGAUGCAUUGAAGCAACGUAUAAGGUGCUAUAAAAUUCUAGGCGAAUUUGAUAAAAUGCUUUUAGAUGCUAACGUAUUAUUGGAAAUAAAUCCAAAUUGUUUCGAGACAUUACAUACUCGGGGAGUUGCAUAUAAAAAAAUGGGUAAAUAUAAUGAAGCAUAUUUAGAUCUUAAAAGAUCAUUGGAUAUCAAACCUGAUUUUGGCGAUGCUGUAUUGGAAUUUACAAUAGUUAAAACGAUCAUUAACGGCCACAGCGAAUUUAAUGGUAAUAGAUUAAUCAUACCUUAUAAUGAACUUCAAGAUAUUAGAAUUUUGAAUGAAGGUGGGUUUGGCAAAAUUUAUCAAGCCAUUUGGGUGAAUAAGUUAGGAGUGGAAAGAAAGGUAGCUCUCAAGUAUUUAAAAUCUUCAAAAGGUUAUUCUGUAGAUAUUAUAAAUGAGAUAGCCUGUCAGAAAGUUAUAAAGAUAUUUUGUGGCAAAAGAGACUCGCAAGACUACAAUCAAUCAUAA